Messenger RNA from Calliphora vicina (urban bluebottle blowfly), 1976 nucleotides. RefSeq names its product N-methyl-D-aspartate receptor-associated protein (gene Nmda1). NCBI's taxonomy places the organism in Eukaryota, Metazoa, Arthropoda, Insecta, Diptera, Calliphoridae. The record is from RefSeq and is a predicted model, not a curated record. Bases 201 to 1166 code for a protein of 321 amino acids. The transcript is spliced from 5 exons.
UGUUUGUUUUUCUUUAGUCGAGAAUCAUCUACCAAAACAAACUUAACACUGGUUUCACACUAAAUUCAUUAAACUAAAAGUGAAAAAUUCAAGUGAUUGUGUUUAAGAUUUAUUUAAUUAAUCUAGAAAAGCUUUCAAUUAAACAAAAUUAUACUUCAAUUUUCAACCCAUUGAGUAUUUAGAAGAAAAAGUUUAAGGAAAUGUCUUGGCAAGGUGGACCUUAUUAUCAAGAUCCGAAUCAACAAUAUUAUGGCAGCGGCUAUCCACCACCACCACAAGGUGCUUAUCCACCACCAGGGGGUUACCCACCACCAGGAGGUUACCCACCACCAGGAGGAUACCCACCUCCAGCUGGUGGCUAUCCUCCAGCCGGUGGUUACGGGGCUCCGGGCGGCUACCCACCAGGAGGUUUUGUGCCACAACCUGGCUUUAUACAGCCACCUCCAGUUAAUGAUUCAUAUGGAGGCUACGAAGACCCUGAAGCUCCUAAGAACUUCUCUUUCGACGACCAGAGUAUUCGCAGAGGAUUCAUACGCAAAGUUUAUAUGAUAUUAAUGGGCCAAUUGCUGGUAACAUUUGGUUUUGUGGCCUUGUUCGCAUUCCAUAAAGGUACUAAAGACUUUGCUAUGCGUAACCCGGCUCUAUUUUGGAUUGCCUUGGCUGUUCUUUUGGUAACCAUGAUUUCAAUGGCGUGUUGUGAGGGAGUUCGUCGUAAGACACCAAUGAACUUUAUAUUCCUGGGACUAUUUACGUUGGCAGAAUCAUUCUUACUGGGCGUUUCAGCCAGUCGUUAUGCGCCCACUGAGGUCCUAAUGGCGGUUGGCAUUACAGCAGCAGUUUGUUUGGCUUUAACAAUAUUCGCUAUGCAAACGAAAUAUGAUUUCACCAUGUGCGGUGGUGUCCUUUUAGUUUGCAUGGUAGUGUUUCUUAUAUUUGGCAUUGUCGCAAUCUUCUUGCCGGGCAAAAUAAUGACGCUAGUUUAUUCAUCAAUUGGAGCCUUGUUGUUCUCUAUUUACUUGGUAUACGACACCCAAUUAAUGAUGGGAGGUGAUCACAAGUACUCCAUUAGUCCCGAGGAAUAUAUUUUUGCUGCUUUGAACCUGUACUUGGAUAUUGUAAAUAUAUUCAUGUACAUUUUGGCGAUUAUUGGGGCAUCGAGAGACUAAAAUGUCCCACUAUAAAGUAUAUAAAAGUUACAAUAAGUGUGAGAGAAAGAUAAAACAAUCUCUAUAAACAUAAAACAAUAAUUGUUGUUUAUAAAAUACAAUAACAAAAACUAAGUUAACUCCUUAUUAAAAUAUACUAAGCAAUUAAAGAAUUUAUUUAAACAAAAAGUGAAUGGGAAAUUAAAUCAAGCUAUUUUAUUGUUAUUUCUUACCUAAAUUUCCUUAAACAUUACCAACAAACUAACAUACAAGUUAAAAAAAAUUUUAAAAUAUGGAUUCUACAAUUUUUAAUUUAUACUAAUGCAUACUUACCUACAUUUAUAUAAAAAAUUUACUUAUUUUUAUACAUAAGUUCUAUUGUUUCUGUUGUCGUUGGAUAAAACAGAGCAUAGUAUGUAUGGAAUACCUCUAACAAAGAAUCGUUUUUAGUCAUUUAGUUUUUUCCUAUCUUGUUGAGAAAGAAAUAAGUAUUCUUCAUAUACAUAUAUUAAACUUUCAUUAUAUUGUUAUUUAUUAUACAUAUAUAAUUUUUUUGUUUUGUUUUUAUUAAUUAUAGUGUUUUUUGUUUGCCUUAUACCAAAAAAAAAAAAAUUAUCCAGAGUAGACUUAUAAUUUAUUACUUAAAAAAAGUUAAUGUAUAUUUAAUGAAAACUAUAUUGUUGCUUCAAUUUAAAUAUAUUUACUAUAACACCUAAAAAUCAUCUGAAAUCUAAAAAAAAUAAACAAUAUAAAAUUACAUUUUGUGAAAAUUAUGUAUACAUAUUUGGAAUAUAAAAAAUGUAAUAAAAUUGAAUAAGUUUAAAAUUCCAA